Molecule: messenger RNA, 594 nt
Organism: Fraxinus pennsylvanica
Lineage: Eukaryota; Viridiplantae; Streptophyta; Magnoliopsida; Lamiales; Oleaceae
Source: the annotation of a GenBank genome assembly
AUGGCAACUAAAGAUAGAAAAUACAAAGUCGAUUAUCGAUACCAACCAUUUGUCGGAAAAUUCACCAACUUCAAACCAAGUGGCUGUUCUGCCUAUGCACCAGCUUGGUGUCGGCCGGUGUCAGCCUCUCCGUUUCGUGCUGGUGGCCUUAUUAGACAACAAUCCAGGGCGAGGCAAUGGGUGCGAAAUCACUAUUUGGUGGAUUCUGUUGCAGAGGAAGUUGAGAGAUGGAAGUCAACAAAUGAUAUGGUGUUCAUGUAUGGAGGAGUUGGUCCUUCGCCUUCACAUAUCACUCAGUUGGAGUUGCUAAAGCAUUUGGCCCCUGAUGAAUUUGAGGGAUAUUUACUGCAUCUCAUAGGUGAAAAGUGCUCUGGGGACAGGAAUGAGAUUCCUAGAUGGAUGGAAAUGAUGACAACGUGCCUGAGGGGAUCACUGAGUUGCUGCAUCAUGACAAUUGUUUUGAAGCUCCCUUGUUCUUGUGAAGUUGAAGCUGCUCAACCUCUUUCAGAAAUUUCAAUUCAAUUUCCAGAUAUUUACAUUGAAAUGGGCCUCUCGUUAUUAGUUUUGAAGGAAAGGCAAGGACGUCUACUCUAG